CACAAAUUUGUAUUUUUUAAUUCAAUGUUCUGCAAGUGGAUAAAAAUGUCAGGAUGUUUUCUGAUUCUGCUGCUCCUUCCUUUUCUGGUAAAAGGAAAAAAUGAGGAUCAUAAAAGCCAUGCUUUAUCGGUGGCCUCAAUGGCUCCGCUUCUUGAACUCGAGGCAAAGCUGAUCGACAGUCUCGAAGCCUAUGCUAAUAGACUCGAGGAGAAGUUGCAGGUCUCGCGAAGUCACAUCCCAGUUAUUCGGGCGGAAAACGAAAAGGCACGACUGGAUGCCAUUUAUUAUUUGUCCAUUCCCCUGAAUGGAUUUUCACUCCUCCGCCGGUUGCAUCAGGAUUGGCCUAAAUGGCGAACUUUCAUGAAACAGUCUGUGGGCACAGUGGAGAAGCGAAACUUUGACGGCUGGAAGAAAGAUCUUCCCAAAGCGGAGGAUUUGUCGGAUGCCUGUGCCGGAAUUGUCCGCAUCCAGAAAAUAUAUGACCUUAAAGUUGAGGACAUUGUCAGGGGUGAAUUAGACGGCAGGCAGUAUAAUUCUACUAUGAGUACUGCAGAUAUUUUUGCGGUUGGCCGUUAUCUCGCUGAGGGGAAUAGUUCGAUGGAAGCUGUUCAAUGGCUUCAGGAAGUUCAUCACCGAAUCCAAAAGGAACUUCCGAGUGCACCUGUGCAUCUGGCAAUUGAAGAAGUUAAAGUGCUUAAACUUCUAGCUGAAACCUACGUGAAAAAUAAACACUAUUCAAAGGCAUUACCUUUAGUGGAACAAGGCCUGAUGCUUAGAGCUCAAAGUUCAGAUCUUUUGCGACUCUUUCAAAAAAUAAAGGACCUCAUCGAAACCCAGUCAAAACCUAGCCUUAAAACUAAUAAUAAGAAACUUAAUAGUUCGCUCGCAGAAGCCCAUAGACAGAGUUGCAGGGGCUUGCUGAGGGGCACCACCAGACUCCACUGCUCCUACAACUUCAGCACCACCCACUUCCUUCGACUGGCGCCUCUCAAAGUGGAACAGAUCGGAUGGGAUCCGUAUGUGGUGCUCUACCACAAUGUGCUUUCCCCACUGGAAUCCGCUCAGUUGAUAGAGCUUGCCGCUUUGGAUUUACGGACUAGCGGGGUCCUUCGAUCCACAGGAGUUUCUGCUAAUCGGGCUAGGAGUGUCAAGGCCCGCUGGGUGAUGAAGGAACUGAACGAGCUGACCAGGCGAAUUACCAGAAGAGUUGGUGACAUGACUGGCUUAGACUUGCGCGACUCUGAAAAGUUUCAGAUCAUAAACUACGGUAUUGGGGGACACUACACCACGCACAAGGAUUACUUCAACGCCUCCACCGACUUAAGCGAGAAAUUAGGAGACCGUGUGGCCACAGUGUUGUUUUACUUAACUGACGUUGAGCAGGGUGGGGCCACUGUCUUUCCCAAAUCCGGAUACACCAUAUAUCCCCGAGCCGGAACAGCUCUCUUCUGGUACAAUCUUCACAGGGAUGGAAACGGUGAUAUAUCGACUAUGCAUGCCGCCUGUCCGGUGAUCGUGGGAUCCAAGUGGGUGAUGACUGAAUGGAUUCGGGAGCGGAGUCAGAUAUUUCGCAGGCCAUGCCUAAAGAACUAAAAAUAAAAACCUUUGAAUUCCAUUAAUAAAACUACUGCUGGUCCUUAAA
Messenger RNA from Drosophila ficusphila, 1642 nucleotides. Its product is annotated as prolyl 4-hydroxylase subunit alpha-2-like. The record is from RefSeq and is a predicted model, not a curated record. Lineage: Eukaryota; Metazoa; Arthropoda; Insecta; Diptera; Drosophilidae. The coding region runs from base 25 to 1593 and encodes 522 amino acids. Gene Ontology annotation, biological process: peptidyl-proline hydroxylation to 4-hydroxy-L-proline. Gene Ontology annotation, molecular function: L-ascorbic acid binding; protein binding; iron ion binding. The transcript is spliced from 7 exons. Gene Ontology annotation, cellular component: endoplasmic reticulum.